ACCAUGCAUUACGCCAUCCUCCGCUAGCCUACGUUUUUAUUGUAUUUUAUUUUUUUUAGGGGGGGGGGGGGCUGACAGUGGUUGCAUGCUCUGCCCAGUCAGAUUUUUUGCAACUGGGACUGGUGGGAGGACGUCGGCACUGACUGCAGCACAUUGCGAUGCAGAGAGCGAGAUUAAACAUGCGAUGCCUGUAUGAGAUGCACGCCUGAAGCCCGCAGCAGCAGCAGCAGCAGCCUCCAGUGCGGACAGAGUGCAGGGAGGUGCUGGUGGAGUUUAUGCGCACACCUCUGGAAGCUGCUACCAAAGAGGGCCGAAGUGUCUCUGCAGCGCCGCAGCUUUUCAGAGGGAUACCGUCUCGAUACGUGACUCCAAGCCCAAAGCUGCCCUGGCUCGGGAUCUGAGAGGGAGAGAGGGAGGGGGGCCCUAGCGCGGCACCCCGCCCGCCUCUCCUCAUUUGGACUGCAGGGAUAACGACCUAAACCGUGAUAUCCCCGUGCAGAGACCACUGAGUAAGUGCUGGUGCCAACGCUGCCAUCGCCCGUACACCGUUUUCUUCCAUCCUGCACCCCUGCGCCAAAGAUUCCCAUUGCCUUUGGAUAACUUGAAAUAAGAGGGGCGAACACGGCGACUGUUGUAGGAUAGUUCUACUUCGACAGGCCUGUUAUGAUGCAAGGACCAAAAGUUUCGAUGAUGUGAGCUUCUGUGGAGAGGGAAUCACGCCAUUUCUAAGGCUCCCACAUGUUUCCAGUUGCGACAAACCAACUCUCGCUGUUCAAACAUGAGGAUUUAAGUUGAGUCAACAGGGAAAAUGCAUCAAAUUUGCCAUCACUUUGACGACCAGCCCAACUGAUAAGAAGCUCCUUCUCAUCAUCUCCUCGUUGUUUCUUUACCGAUCGUACAACAUGCGUCCUUCCCUCGCCACGGCAGUCCUACCUCCCAGGACCCGUUCCCACAAUCCACCCAACCUCGCAGUGGGGGGCCGUGAACACUUGUCGGCUCCACGCAGGCGCAGCCCCCACCUCCGGCACACACUCAGCCCGGAGAAUCUGCGAACCCUGGCGGAGAGAGGCGGGGCUGCCGUGGAUACCGUCUCUGUUGUCAGCAGUCCUAUCGGGCUUCCGCGGGCUAACAGUGACACAGAUCUGGUGACCUCUCAGAGCCGGUCCUCACUAACGGCGUCCACUUUGGAGUACACGCUGAACCGUGGCCAGAACCUCGUCAUCUCUUGGGAUAUCAAGGAGGAAGUGGAUGCUACCGACUGGAUUGGGCUGUACCACAUUGAUGAAACCAAUCCGUCCAAUGUGUGGGACUGUAAGAACCGAGGGGUGAAUGGCACCCAGAAGGGUCAGAUUGUUUGGAGACUGGAGCCUGGGCCCUACUUUAUGGAGCCUGAGACCAAGAUCUGUUUCAAGUACUACCAUGGAGUGAGCGGCGCCCUGAGAGCCACGACCCCCUGUAUCACCGUGAAGAAUCCAGCAGUCCUGGUGGAGGGGCUGGCAGAGCAGGUGGGCAUUGAACAUCCACGAAAACUGAUAAGCUUUACUUUGACAGAUCUACGCGCCACUGGCCUGAAGAAGGGCAUGUUUUUCAAUCCGGACCCGUACCUGAAGAUGUCCAUCCACCCGGGGAAGAGAAGCGUCUUCCCCAUUUUCAGCCACCACGGACAAGAACGCCGAUCAGCCAUCAUCGCUAACACCACCAACCCCGUCUGGCACGGAGAGAAAUACACGUUUGUAGCUCUAAUGACAGACAUCCUGUACAUCGAAGUAAAGGACAAGUUUGCGAAAAGUCGACCGAUCAUCAAACGCUUCCUUGGUCAGCUCACUAUCCCUGUGCAGAGGCUUAUUGAAAAAAUACCCGGAGUCCAGCCUGUGAGUUUCUCCCUGUGUCGGCGCCUACCCACUGAACAUGUAAGCGGCCAGUUGCAGUUUAAAGUGGAGCUCACCUCGACUGGGCCUGAUGGGGCCUCUCCCGAGUCUAUCAUUGGCAUGUCAUCAUUGAAUGGAGCUCCAGGGACUCCAUCCGAUGAUGAGGACCUGCCCCAUCAUCUUCCGGGAGUGAUCUCGGCAGGCCCUUCUCCUACCGGCUCCCAGGGCUCCCAAAACAUGUGGGAAGGUGGGGCCACAGCCUUCCCAGAAAAGGAGCUGCCUGUUGUUGGAGCCCAGGGUAGAUUUGUGGAGCCCGAAAGCUUGUCAAGCCAUGAAAUGCUCCAGAGGUCACUCAUUGAAGGCCUGGAUGCUAUUGAGGCCCCCAAAGGCCCUGGUGAAAGACCCCUGGGUGCGGCCUCACCUAAACUGCGUUCUAGCUUCCCCACACACACAAGGCUCAGUGCCAUGUUGCACAUUGAUUCAGACGAGGACGAGGAGAGAUCCGGGGCCAAUGACAUCACUCCGGUGCCGCUGUCACCGCUGCUGAUGAAUGGAGAACCUCCAGAUGUCAGCUGCCCCGAUGAAGACGACCCUUUUCCUGAGCUCCAGCAGGAGCCUGAGCAGCUGGAGCCCUCUGUGGCGGAGGAGUCGCCCGAGGGUGCAGGUGGUGCGACAGACGAUGUGCCCCCUGAUGCAGAGAUGGCCCUAGAAAUGGGGGCAAGUCUGGACAUGGAGGAUGUUUUGGAGCCAGACGUCUUCUCUGAAGUGGAGGAGGCUCCUUUCACAGAGGCUGUGUCCCAUAACACUAUGCCAGAGGGUGAAGUGCAUGAGGAAGAAAGGGGCCUAGGUGAGGACCCCUCCUCAGAGAUUGACACCUGCUCCAUGGCAACAGCCCCACAGACAGUAUUCUCGUCAUCAGAGAGCUGUCCAAUAACGUUGACUACUGCUGUGGAAGCAGAGGAGGGAGCAGAGACGGCCAUAGAUCCUGGGGGAGAUGUGGUUUCCCGCACCCCACCGACAAAUCAAGCUGUAGACGAUGAAGGGGGUGGGCAAGCCGUUAUUACUGAGGCAGAAGGAGGAGUUCCCCCAGCCGGCGUGCAAGAGGGGAUCAGUGUGAGGAGGCUGAGCCUGCAGGCUGCGGGGGGCGUGGCUGAAGAACAGGAAGGGGAGGGGACAAAGCCACACAAGGAGGCUGAUUCUGUUGAUUCAGACCAAGUCACCACAGAAACAGAUGGAGAGGAAGGUACUCACGUCAAUGGCCAUCCUGUGCGUUCACUUCCUUCUGUGCGUCAUGACAUCCACAGAUACCAACGUGUGGACGAACCUCUACCUCCCAACUGGGAGGCCCGGAUCGACAGCCACGGGAGGAUCUUCUUUGUGGACCAUGUGAACAGAACCACCACAUGGCAGCGUCCUACUGGACCUCCUGCCCCGCAGGGCCUGACCCGUUCCAACUCCAUUCAGCAGAUGGAGCAACUCAACCGCAGGUAUCAAAGCAUCAGGAGGACCAUAACCAACACUGAUCGGUCAGAGGAAGCCUCUGUUGACCUGCUUCCUGAACCAGAAAGUGACCUGAUGCCUCACAACAUUUCUGAAUACCGACGAGAAAGUGCAGUCGUUCACUCCAGUGGUCGCUCGCGUCUCUCCCUGCUGCUGCAGUCACCCAGCGCCAAGUUCCUGUGCAGCCCAGACUUCUUCACCGUGCUGCAUUCUAACCCUAGUGCCUACCGCAUGUUUACAAGCAACACCUGUCUGAAGCACAUGAUCAGUAAGGUGCGUCGGGACGCUCAUUACUUUGAGCGCUACCAGCAUAACCGCGACCUCGUCACCUUCCUCAACAUGUUCUCCAACAAGCAGCUGGAGCUUCCCCGGGGCUGGGAGAUGAAGCAUGACCAUACUGGGAAGCCCUUCUUUGUUGACCACAACUGUCGCUCCACGACCUUCAUUGACCCACGGCUGCCCCUCCAGAGUUCUCGCUCCACCGGGCUACUGGCCCACCGCCAGCACCUGAGCCGCCAACGCAGCCACAGUGCUGGGGAGUGCUUCCUUUUUUCACAGGUAGUAGAUGACUCUCGCCAAACCAACCCGCCCGUGAUGCCACGCCCUUCCAGCACCUUCAGCGGCUCCAGUCGAAGUCAGUACCAAGAUGUGGUGCCUGUGGCCUACAAUGACAAGAUCGUGGCGUUUCUACGGCAACCCAACAUCUUUGAGAUCCUGCAGGAAAGGCAACCCGAGCUCGCCAGAAACCACUCGCUCAAGGAGAAGGUGCAGUUUAUACGCAGUGAGGGUGUCAGUGGGCUGGCUCGUCUCUCUAGCGACGCUGACCUCGUCAUGCUGCUGAGCUUAUUUGAGGAGGAGGUGAUGUCAUAUGUACCACCAUUACUCCACCAAACUUACUGCCUCUCGUCUCCUCAGAGCUCCCCUGGCACCCAGCGAGCCAAUGCCCGCGCUCCUGCUCCCUAUAAGCGAGAUUUUGAGGCUAAAUUGAGGAACUUUUAUCGAAAGCUGGAGACCAAGGGUUAUGGACAGGGACCAGGAAAAGUCAAGCUCAUCAUACGCAGGGACCACCUUCUGGAGGACGCCUUUAACCAAAUCAUGUGUUACUCCCGUAAAGACCUACAGAGGAGUAAACUUUACGUCAGCUUUGUGGGCGAGGACGGGUUGGACUACAGUGGGCCAUCCAGAGAGUUUUUCUUCCUGGUGUCCAGAGAACUGUUCAACCCAUACUACGGCCUGUUUGAAUAUUCAGCCAAUGACACAUAUACUGUCCAGAUCAGCCCCAUGUCUGCCUUUGUAGACAACCACCAUGAAUGGUUUCGCUUCAGUGGGCGUAUCCUCGGCCUGGCUCUUGUCCAUCAGUACCUGCUGGAUGCCUUCUUUACCCGACCCUUCUACAAGGGGCUUCUUCGUAUCCCAUGUGACCUGAGUGACCUGGAGUUCCUAGAUGAGGAGUUCCACCAGAGCCUGCAGUGGAUGAAAGACAACGACAUCGAAGACAUGCUGGACCUCACUUUCACUGUCAAUGAGGAGGUCUUUGGACAGAUUACAGAGAGAGAGCUGAAGCCAGGCGGGGCUGGUAUCCCUGUGUCUGAGAAAAACAAGAAGGAGUACAUUGAGCGUAUGGUCAAGUGGCGUAUAGAGAGAGGAGUAGCCCAGCAGACGGAGAGCCUGGUCCGAGGCUUCUAUGAGGUGGUGGAUGUGCGACUGGUGUCUGUGUUUGAUGCCAGGGAGCUGGAGCUGGUGAUUGCGGGCACCGCAGAGAUCGAUCUGUCAGACUGGAGAAACAACACAGAGUACAGAGGAGGUUACCAUGACAACCAUAUAGUGAUUCGCUGGUUCUGGGCAGCUGUAGAGAGGUUCAACAAUGAGCAGAGGCUAAGACUGCUGCAGUUUGUGACAGGCACUUCCAGUAUUCCCUACGAGGGAUUUGCCUCUCUACGGGGCAGUAAUGGACCCCGCAGAUUCUGUGUGGAGAAGUGGGGGAAAAUCACUUCCUUACCCAGGGCUCACACUUGCUUUAAUCGUCUGGACCUCCCACCUUACCCCUCCUUCUCCAUGCUUUACGAGAAGCUGGUCACUGCUGUGGAGGAAACGAGCACAUUCGGUUUGGAGUAACCUUAAAUCAGCUCACACCCAGGGUCAACUUGGGAGAGUGAACCAUCUGGAAAUCCGCCGUUCUCACUUAGGAGAGACAUGGAAUAUAAAACUAAUAUCCUCAAAAGGCAACUAACUUCCCCGUGGAUAACUCUGCUGUUUCACCGCCUGGCUUUUCGUCAUUCAGCACGCAGCCUCCGAUUCUCUGUCUUUCUCUUAUGUAUAACAGAAGUCUAUCAAGUGAACACCUUCUGGAAGAAAGGAAGAGAAUCGGAGAAUGGUUUGAAAAGCUGUACAAUUUCUUGUUUUCAUGGUAACCUUUGUUCAUUGAGCCACAUGUGUGCUUUAUCUCUUCAGUUAAUGGCCUUGUUUACUGGAAUUCUAGCACCUUCCGUCCUCCUUCUCCAACCUGCACCUCAGAGACAGCUGCUCAAAACCCACCCUCCCUUCCCCCUCUCUGGACCUCUAAACUGUGUCCUUUCUGCACUGGGACUGCAACGUUAUGAACUAUAACACACACACACACACACACACACACACACAUUAAUCACCUUUGCACAAAACACACACAACUGUGGGACAUUUAGUUUUUAUUAAUGGUACAAACCAGUGUUUCCUCCAAGAUUUUUUAUCAGCAUUGAAAGAUAAGAAAGACGUUUUAGACUUACAGUUGGAUGUUGGCUGGUCCUCCUUGCCUGUGAGAGAGCAAGGAUUACACUAAUGUGCACUAAUACACACACAAACAUACACAAAAUUGCAUAAACCCAGUUGUUCCAGUUCCGUAACUUAAAAAUACACUUGUUUUUACAGUUCUGAUUUCUGGUUACGCUAGACAAGGAGUCACAAAUCAUCAGUGACAUUUCCGGACAGUCUUAUUUGUGAUAGUGACAGCAGGUUCUGGUCAAGACUGUUACCUUCAAUACUGCGACACCAGAGCUCUUACUGUACAUGGGCACGAAAGGUAAAGACACAUCUGAGACAUGCAGUCCUGUUUCAGCAUAUAUUUAACAAGGACACUUACUAUCACACACACAAACACAUGCAUACAAUAUUACAGCCUUGAUGCUGCGGGUGCACUUUCUUACAGUGUAAUAGAUGCACUCCCUCCAGUAUACAGAUACAUUUAAUGACACACUUCAGUCAGAUAGAAGAGCAGGGUUUGUCUUUCAAACUGAUCAUAAGCAAUAGAUGUACUUUCUCACACAGACCAAUGAUGACAGAUGAUACACAAGGCCCGUCCCACUGAUGUAAUUGCCUCCCAUCCAAUGAAAGUGAUGAAUGUACCAAAUAAGUGACUGAAUGUAUGAACCUCCUCAAGCAACUUUGUCCAGCCCCCGAGGAGGAUUUCAAGCAGGCGGAAGAGGAAAACACAAAGUGGAAAGUUAGAAGUGGAGGGAAAGGAAAUCUUUUAGUGCCUCGUGGGUUUUCCUGACCACAAAGUGAAAUUUCAUAAGGGAAGCUAUUUUAUUUCCUUGUGAAGUUUGACCAGAUCUGUGUGUCUAAUAACAAAUCAAACAGGAGCUGUGGUUUAAAUUCCCAACACAGACAUCAACACAAGGGGGCGGUAAGGUGUCAUUACUAUGGCACCACCUAAACAAAGACCUGGUGUUGUCAAUAGCUUCUUCUUAAAAAGCAUGUGAUAAAACAUUUCUAUAAAUCUUAAGUGCACGACCCAAACCCUGAGGGCCCUUUUACUCAGUCUCUCACACACUUUCUUACAUGCACACAAACACACACAAACACAUACUCAUUUUCUAUGGGGUGCAUGCAAGAUUACACCUAUUGUACAGAGCCCUGUUGGAGUUAGACCACAGGGGCUGAAAUAGUGCUAGGGAGCCCCACGUGUGAUGCAAGAUGUGGCGGCAUCCUUUUGUAUCCCAGCCCCCCUCUCAGUCCAAUACUGCAUGCGGGAUCUUCCCGGUCAGCUCUGUGAGCUGCGCUGAGGCAGAAACCCCUAGAUGGCGUUGUGUUAUAGCUCGAUAUUGCAUGCUGAAAUAGUGCAACACUCUGUCCUUAAUAGCUUUUUUGCAUGAGGAUAUUGAUAUCCAUUCAGAAAAAGGGGUGAGGGAGCUGGUUAAGUUGUGUCACUUUGGUUGUGGCGCUUACUUGAGGCAUGCGGCCUUAUGCUCACCUGGCACUGUCAUACCUUGAGUGUUCAGCUCAUGGGAACAGGGUGUAGGAAAUAGGUGCUUUAGUCACUUAGUUUUAGCUCUGGGAAUGGACAAUGUGUGAAUGCAAUAGUUUGUUUUCUCUAUGACAGUGUAAUGGCGAGUAUCUCGGCAGCAUGUUUCAAAAAUGGUUGUUUCUUUCACAUGUGCGUGUCUGCCUAUCUUAGUAAUAGGUCAAAGGUGAUGCUUCAUUGCUCAUGAAUCAGUGAUGAAUCAAUAGGGCUGUUUUGAUUUUGUGAAACGUGAGAGCACAUGUACGUGUACCGUGUGUGGUCUUGUUUGUCUAUUUGUAUAUAAAUGUAUGUCUGUCCUGUGUGUAUAAAUACAUAUUUUGCACCGAAUGUACCAAAGGUUUGGGGCUUGCAAAGUCAAUCAUUAGGCCUGCUCUCUAUUUCUGUCUAACAAACACAUCCCACUCCUGGCGUCUGCCAAAUCCUUACAGAGCAUCACCCCAUGUUUGCUUGAAGGGCAGCUUCGUGGCAUGGGCAACAACACUUCACGUUAGGAUAUACAUUCACUUGGUCAGUUUGAAGUUUUCCAUAAUGAGGCUUUUCUGCUGCAGCAGACCGGCAAGGCAGAUGAAAACAGUUGCAUCUCUUGUCUUUCCUAGUACAUUUCUGACAAGACCCGGCUGCAGUUUUCAGAAUUCCACUCUAUGCAAAGCUCCUGUAUGUGUGUCUCCAUUUCACCCCAAUGAUUGUAAUAAAAGAGAACAAAUGGAACAUUUUGAUUAAUGAUACAUGACCCUUAUUUAUCUUGUACAAGACAGUAUUAGUGUGUUGGGAAACACCUAAUCAGCAAGUAGCCACUACCUCUUAUUGAUUAAACAAUCCUCUCAUAAUCCCCACAUUACCAGCCAAAUAUGUCAGAGAAAAGGAAAAGAAAAAUAGAAAAAGUGCAGCUAAAUAAUUUGUUUCACAAUGAUCAUGUGGAGAAAAUAUAUAUUUAAAAAAAAUCAAAUUGUAAAACUUUCCCUAUACAUACUUUAUACAUUUGUAAUUGCGUGGUGCUUUGAGAAGUUGCAGUCUUUUCGGGACAGAUGCGUAGGUCAGUGUGACGCUUCCAAUGCCCUCCAGAUGCUUUGCCAGAUGUUAAUAAAUGCAUGUGCACAAUGGA
Messenger RNA from Micropterus salmoides (largemouth bass), 8746 nucleotides. It is a transcript of the gene hecw2a, whose product is annotated as HECT, C2 and WW domain containing E3 ubiquitin protein ligase 2a. Gene Ontology annotation, biological process: regulation of dendrite morphogenesis. Gene Ontology annotation, molecular function: ubiquitin-protein transferase activity; protein binding. The record is from RefSeq and is a predicted model, not a curated record. Lineage: Eukaryota; Metazoa; Chordata; Actinopteri; Centrarchiformes; Centrarchidae. Bases 903 to 5483 code for a protein of 1526 amino acids. The transcript has 30 exons.